AUGUUUUCAGUUUGCGGCGUUUCUCAAGCGACAAAGAGAUCUCUUCUCCGAACAACCGACGAGGUUGAGUUCGACGUGGAUAGAAUCAUCGGAGGAACACCUGUUCCCAGUCAGCGAAAGUAUCCCUGGAUGGCAUGGAUGGGGAGGGCCACGUUCGUGUUCAACUGCGGAGGGGCCCUCAUCAACGAUCGCUACGUCCUCACUGCCGCCCACUGCGUCCAAUCAAAUCCAACAGGAACCUACUACGUGAGCCUGGGAUCCAAGGAUCUACUUCAGUGGCCGGCAGGUGAAGCCAUACAGGUUCCAGCGACGGCCAUCAUGCAUCCUCAGUAUGAUCCGAAUACACUGGAGAAUGAUUUGGCCCUGCUCAAACUUGAGACCCCGGUGAAUUUCCAAGCUUACCCAAACAUUCGUCCCAUAUGUCUUUCCUCUACUGUCAACCCCGAUCCGGGAUCGGCUGUAAAAAUCUCGGGAUGGGGCCGCACUCAGGAAAAUUACGUGAACAACUUCAUCCAAAGCAACACUCUGGAUGCCAAUUGGUGUGCGACACCUUGAUUCUUCCUAGCAUUUUUUUCCGUUUUAUCAUCUUCCUUGAUUGAAUGCUUCCUCUUCCUUGAAAUGAAGAAGUUUCAUUGAUA
This is a messenger RNA of Darwinula stevensoni, 638 nucleotides long. The record is from the annotation of a GenBank genome assembly. Lineage: Eukaryota; Metazoa; Arthropoda; Ostracoda; Podocopida; Darwinulidae.